UGAAGCCGAGCCAGAGAUGUAUAAAUCUAUUGAAUGAUUCAGAUUUAAGUUUUUGAAGGUUUCUCUGAUUGUAUUCGAUUUUGUAGCCUGUGAGGGAAUUCGGGGUUGAAAGAGCAGCAUUUAAGGAAUUCGGGACAGUUUCUUGGGUUACUGGAAUUCAGUAGUCUCAAGAUAUGAGUUGCUUCCCUUGUUUUUCUGGUGAAAAGAAAGCAGCAAAGAAAACAGGUAGCAGUAGAAGGUCGCAGUCAUUAGAGGCCCCUAUAAAAGAAUCUCCUGCAUGCCCAGUGUUUGGUGAUAAGGCAAAACCAACUCAAUCAGGUGAAACCACAGACAAAAAUGAUGCUGCUAACAAAGAUGCUAAUGGUAUCACAGCACAAACAUUUACAUUCCGUGAAUUAGCAGCAGCAACAAAGAAUUUCAAGCAGGAAUUUUUACUAGGUGAUGGUGGGCUUGGAAGAGUCUAUAAAGGGAAACUUGAGAAUGGUGAGAAAGUUGCCGUGAAGCAAUUAGACAGGAAUGGAUUGGAAGGAAAUAAGGAAUUCCUUGCUGAGGUUAUGGCAUUGAGUCUCCUCCACCAUCCAAAUCUGGUCAAUCUCGUAGGGUAUUGUGCUGAUGGAGAUCAGCGGCUUUUGGUGUAUGAGUACAUUCCAAUGGGAUCUCUAGAAGACCACCUACUUGAUACUUCAACAGAAAAAAAACCAUUAAGUUGGUCUAUGCGAAUGAAAAUAGCUGUAGGUGCUGCUAAAGGUCUUGAGUAUUUGCAUGACAAGGCCAAUCCUCCUGUCAUAUAUCGUGAUUUGAAGACUUCUAAUAUCUUGAUGGAUGAAGAGUUAAAUCCAAAACUUUCUGAUUUUGGACUUGCCAAUCUUGGACCUAAUAGUGAUAAGGGACUUUUACCACCAAGGGUGAUGGGAACGUAUGGGUACAGUGCUCCAGAGUAUACUAGAACAGGCGAGCUGACUGUGAAGUCAGAUGUAUACAGUUUUGGAGUCAUUUUCUUGGAGUUAAUUACAGGGAGAAGAGCCUUAGACACCACCAAGCCAACUGAAGAACAAAAUCUAGUUACUUGGGCCCAGCCCUUUUUCAAAGAUCCAAGUAAGUUCCCUGCAUUGGCUGAUCCACUUCUUCAAGGAGACUUCCCAGUUACAAGUUUGAAUCAAGCAGUUGCUAUUGCUGCCAUGUGUCUCCAAGAUGAACCAGUUGCCCGCCCUUUGAUGAGUGAUGUUGUUACCACUCUCAGUUUUCUAUCAGGGGAUGAUCUGGGAUUACCUCUUCCUCCACCUCCACCGUCUGACGAGAAGUCAUCUAGUCAAGAAGAUGAUAGUUCAGAAGAAUAACAAUGAGCUGUAGCAGAAGCAAUUGAAUUGGGUUCUUUUAAUUGUAAAGUCUCCAUCUUGCCCAUGGUUGAGUAUAUGAAAAGUGAGGUUUUUUUUUUACCAACUCACAUGUCUUGUGGCAUAUGGAUAUUUUUUCAUGCCUGUUUCACAGUAAUAUGAUAUUUUGGUUGGAGUAGCACUGAGUAAGUUGAGUGAGGGUUAAGCUAUGUACGGGGAAGCAUCAUUUUGAGUGAGUAUAGCUUGUUGGACCAUUUCCUAUUUGCUCUCAAUUCAAGGACUGUCACAUAUCCUUUUAUAUUGAAAGUGAAUGAAUUCAAAAUGACUUGCCUUUGUAUACCAGUUGGGUACUCUUUCAAGAAAACUGUGGCUUUUGUAUUCUUUUACACCCAUUACUAGAACCAAAGGGUUACUCAAUUGGCACAUAAACCAUAGAAUUGACACAAUUAUAAACAAGUUCUUGAUAUACAUAAAUUAAAUAUAAAAUUGGUACAUUGUGCUUUAGUUUAUGAAGAGGAAAAAUGCAGUUGUUGAUAUUGGAUUUAGUCAUUUAGCUCCACAAAAAGAAUGGUGUGCAUACUCAAAGAACACUUAGGCCCCGUUCCCUUUUCAGUAAGUUACUUACCUGGGUAAGUGUUUCCCAGGUAAAUAAGGCAAUAAGGCAAUGACCAUUUUAGCCAAAGAAAACUCUAUAACUCAUGCACAAAUUAGGCUCAGGGGUUAAAUAUUUCCAACUUCACUUUAAGCUUGAACUGGACUCGGGCUUUAGGCCCAAUUCCUACAGUUGGGCCUUGGUUGAGCUAAAACCAACCCAGUCCAUCCGACUCACACCCCUGAAAUAGUGGGAUUUAAGAGUUCGAAAGUUAAAUCAGUUAAAUCAUUAAGGUUAUGUUUGG
Messenger RNA from Nelumbo nucifera (sacred lotus), 2230 nucleotides. Its product is annotated as receptor-like cytoplasmic kinase 185. Gene Ontology annotation, molecular function: ATP binding; protein kinase activity. Lineage: Eukaryota; Viridiplantae; Streptophyta; Magnoliopsida; Proteales; Nelumbonaceae. The record is from RefSeq and is a predicted model, not a curated record. Gene Ontology annotation, biological process: protein phosphorylation.